AUGAAAACUCAUACAGGAGAGAAACCAUAUACUUGCUCUGUAUGUAAAAAAAGUUUUUACGUUUCAAGUACUCUCUCAAAUCACAUGAGAACUCAUACGGGAGAGAAACCAUACACUUGCUCUUUAUGUCAAGAAAGUUUUUCUUUUUCAGACAAUCUCAAAUGUCACAUGAGAACUCAUACAGGAGAGAAACCAUAUACUUGCUCUGUAUGUCAAAAAAGUUUUUCUGGUUCAAGUACUCUCAAAGAUCACAUGAGAACUCAUACAGGAGAGAAACCAUAUACUUGCUCUGUAUGUCAAAAAAGAUUUUCUGGUUCAAGUACUCUCAAACGUCACAUGAGUACUCACACGGGAGAGAAACCAUAUACUUGCUCUGUAUGUCAAAAAAGUUUUUCUUUUCCAAGAUAUCUCUCAAUUCACAUGAGAACUCAUACAGGAGAGAAACCAUACACUUGCUCUAUAUGUCAAAAACGUUUAUCACAAUCAAGUGCUCUGAAAUAUCACAUGAAAACUCAUACAGCAGAAAAACCAUAUGCUUGCUCUGUAUGUCAAAAAGUUUUUUUAGUUUCAAGUGCUCCUCAAAGUAACGGGCCGCAAUGUUCCCCAAAAACAUGA
Messenger RNA from Macrobrachium nipponense, 615 nucleotides. Its product is annotated as zinc finger protein 177-like. The record is from RefSeq and is a predicted model, not a curated record. NCBI's taxonomy places the organism in Eukaryota, Metazoa, Arthropoda, Malacostraca, Decapoda, Palaemonidae. Gene Ontology annotation, cellular component: nucleus. Gene Ontology annotation, biological process: regulation of gene expression. Bases 1 to 615 code for a protein of 204 amino acids. The transcript has a single exon.